Molecule: messenger RNA, 489 nt
Organism: Pseudogymnoascus destructans
Lineage: Eukaryota; Fungi; Ascomycota; Leotiomycetes; Thelebolales; Thelebolaceae
Exons: 1
Coding region: 1-489 (162 amino acids)
Source: RefSeq, a predicted model, not a curated record
AUGUGCUCCCGUCUUCUGGCUAAAGAGGAGAAUCAAGGAGUGUACCCUUCGCAGGAGAGAAUGCGGGAAGCCCUCGCUGCCGCAAUGAAGCUCUAUGCGCAACCUCAAGCUUCAUUGGGGGGGGGUGUGGAUUACAUCUCUAUCGAAGCAUGGAAGUCGAGGCAUUCAUUCCUGUUAUAUCGGCGAUUAACCAUAGAGCUGACAAUUCGAGUGGGAGAAUUAGAUACGGCGAGUGAGAUCCUGAGCGUGGCGUUGAGAUUGGAUGGGUUCGGCCGUUCCAGUGGCGCCAGUUUACAGUUUGUGCCUGGGAUUUGCCACGUUCUACCCUUACUUGCUAAAGGUGGGAAGGAAAGCAACCCUUUUUGUAUUGAGAAGCAAGAUGCAGACACAUUAGUUAUGGAUAUCAUCGGUGCGGUGGAAUUGCGAGCGACGAAGGGGCGGCAGUGGUCUUGCCCAGGGCGGCUGGAGAGUCACAGGAGCGAUCGAUAG